AUGGGCUCUUUACCAACCCCCAUUGAACUCGAUGCGCUCAUCGUAGGGGCUGGCUUUGGUGGAGUCUACCAACUGAAAAGACUGCGUGAGGAAGGCUACAAGGUCAAGAUCGUCGACAGCGCUUCGAACUGGGGCGGUGUCUGGUACUGGAACCGAUACCCGGGCGCCCGCGUGGACAGCACGAUCCCUCACUACGAGUUCUCCGACCCUUUGCUCUGGAGGGACUGGCGCUGGAAGCAGCGGUUCCCCGGCAGCGCCGAACUUCGAGAUUACUUCGCCUUCGUUGCAAAGAGAUGGGAUCUAGACAGGGAUGCCAUAUUCAAUACCAUGGUGACCGCAGCCACCUGGAAUGAUGAGACCGCCAAAUGGCACGUCACCACUCAGACAGGCCAAAGCUUUGUUGCAAAGUACCUCCUGCUCAACACCGGGUUUUCGGCAAAGAGACAUAUCCCCGACUGGCCCGGCAUCGAGAAGUUCCGCGGGACCUUUGUUCACCCUUCCUACUGGCCCAAAGAAGAACCCGACCUGGCGGGCAAGAACAUCGCGGUGAUUGGAACUGGAUCGACCGGUGUCCAACUCGCUCAGGAGUUGAGCAAGGUGGCCAAGGACUUUGUGCUGUUCCAGCGGACUCCGAACCUGGCCCUGCCGAUGAAACAGGUCGAGUAUAGUGGCGACGAGCAGACUGUGCCGCACAAGGAGUACCCAGACCUCUUUGCGGAACGGUUGACUUCGUUCAGCGGGUUCACGUUCAACUUUCUGCCGCGGGCCACGUUUGACGACACGCCCGAACAGAGGAGGCAGACGUACGAGGAGCUCUGGGCCAAGGGGGACUUCCACUUCUGGCUGGCGACCUACUACGACAUGCUCUUCACCCAGGAGGCCAACAAGGAGGCGUACGAGUUCUGGAAGGCCAAGGUGCGGGCGCGCAUCCACGACCCGGCGCUGCAAGAGUCGCUCGCGCCCGAGAUCCAGCCGCACGCGUUCGGCUGCAAGCGCAUCUCGCUGGAGAACGGCUACUACGAGAUCUUCAACCGGCCCAACGUGACGCUGGUCGACAUGAAGCGCACGCCCAUCGCCGAGUUCACCGAGCGCGGCAUCCGCACCGGCGACGGCCGCGACUUCGAGCUCGACUACAUCGUCUGCGCGACGGGCUUCGACGCCCUCACCGGCGGCCUCAAGCAGAUCGACAUCGCCGGCGUCGGCGGCCAGAAGCUCGCCCACAAGUGGGACAAGGGCACAAAGACCUACCUGGGCCUCUGCGUCGCCGGCUUCCCCAACAUGUUCUUCACCUACGGGCCCCAGGCCCCGACCGCCUUCUGCAACGGCCCCACCUGCGCCGAGUUGCAGGGCGAGUGGAUCGUGCACAUGGUCAAGGACAUGGACGCCGCCGGCCUCAGGAAGAUCGUGGCCAACCCGGACGUCGAGGACCAGUGGGCGCAGGAUGUCUGGAAGCUCGCCAACGCGACGCUGCUGCCAACCACCAAGUCGUGGUACAUGGGAGACAAUAUUCCCGGCAAGCCAAGGGAACCGCUUAUCUACCUCGGCGGAGUGGGGACUUACUACAAGACCAUCAAUGAGUGUGCACAGGAAGGUUACAAGGGAUUUACACGCGUGUAACGUCCGUUGGAGAGACUGCAGGGCUAGCCAUAGUCUCGUGUGGAGGUAGAAGGUCUGCUUUGACAAUUU
Messenger RNA from Cladophialophora immunda, 1686 nucleotides. RefSeq lists its product as uncharacterized. The transcript is spliced from 2 exons. Gene Ontology annotation, molecular function: N,N-dimethylaniline monooxygenase activity; flavin adenine dinucleotide binding; NADP binding. NCBI's taxonomy places the organism in Eukaryota, Fungi, Ascomycota, Eurotiomycetes, Chaetothyriales, Herpotrichiellaceae. The coding region runs from base 1 to 1617 and encodes 538 amino acids. The record is from RefSeq and is a predicted model, not a curated record.